Molecule: messenger RNA, 1899 nt
Organism: Exophiala xenobiotica
Lineage: Eukaryota; Fungi; Ascomycota; Eurotiomycetes; Chaetothyriales; Herpotrichiellaceae
Exons: 2
Coding region: 184-1893 (569 amino acids)
Biological process (GO): amino acid transmembrane transport
Cellular component (GO): membrane
Molecular function (GO): amino acid transmembrane transporter activity
Source: RefSeq, a predicted model, not a curated record
CGUCGGUUACCGGCCAUAGGAACGGUGACCUCGCCUUUGGGGAUGCGGCCUGGCGAUUGUUAUGUCGCAGUCUCGGAUGCCGCAUCGUCGAAGUAACGUAUUGAUAUAAAGAAGCGAGGCGAGCACCUAUUCCGCCAGGGUGUAUCAAGCUCGGUUUAACGGAACAGGGUCUCCUUUCACCAUAUGGUCGCCUCAAUGGACGCUUCCUCGCGUGGUGAGGACUUUGAAGUCCUUCCCAACAAAGAGUCUCUCAGCCCUUCCAAAUCCGACAUGAUAGUCAACAACGGCGAGAUAUCCAUCGACAAGAGCACGGCUCUACAUCGUGGGCUCAAAUCCCGCCAUACCACCAUGAUUGCAUUGGGUGGCGCGCUGGGCUCUGGUCUCAUCAUCGGCACCGGCUCAGCACUUGCAAGCUCAGGCCCAGCCUCUGUCCUGAUCUCGUACACCGUUGUCGGUAUCGUGGUCUGGCUAAUGCUCACUGGCCUCUGCGAGAUGGGUACCUAUCUGCCCAUAGCUGAAGGUUUCACGGGUUAUGCUUCGCGCUUUGUCGAUCCGGCAUUGGGCUUCAGUCUAGGCUGGAGUUACUGGCUGAAGUACGCAAUAUCGACACCAAACCAGUUGACCGCUAUCGCCUUGGUCCUGCAAUACUGGGUACCACGUGAAAAAGUCAACCCUGGAGUGUUCAUCGCUAUUUUCCUGGUGGUGAUAAUCCUGGUCAACUACAUCGGAGUGAGGUUCUUCGGCGAAUUCGAAUUUUGGCUGUCAUCGAUCAAAGUGCUGGUUCUGGUUGGAGUUAUCCUCCUUUCAUUGAUUCUUGCUUGCGGAGGCGGUCCCGACCAUGACCCCAAGGGUUUCCGCUAUUGGCACCACCCGGGUGCCUUUAAGGAAUACAAGGCUGACGGCUCCUUGGGUCGCUUCCUGGGCGUCUGGUAUUGUAUGGGUAUUGCCAGUUUUGCGUACCUAUCCACCGAGUUUAUUGGAGUUACCGUUGGCGAGGCUCAAAACCCUCGCCGGACGAUCCCACGCGCAGCACGCCUCAUCUUCUACCGGAUUUUCUUCUUCUACGUCAUUUCGGUCUUCUUCCUAGGUAUGCUUGUACCUUACAACUCUCCCAAGCUCGCAUUUGCGACAAAGCAGUCAACCUCGGCGGCAGCAUCGCCCUUUGUCGUGGCCAUUGUCUUGGCGGGUAUCAAGGUAUUGCCGGGCAUUUUGAACGCCUGCAUCCUGAUCUUUGUCUUCUCGGCGGGCAUAUCUGAUCUUUACAUCUCAAGUCGAACCCUCUACGGCCUUGCUGGGGACGGAAAAGCUCCUCGCUUCCUUGCAAAGACGAACAGUCGUGGUGUUCCUGUCGCUGCAAUGGGCACAUCGGCAGCCUUUGCCUUACUAGCGUUCAUGAACGUCUCAAGUGACUCGAAGAAGAUCUUUGGCUACUUCAUCAACUGCAUAACGGUCUUCGGGUUGAUUGUGUGGGUUUGCAUUCUUCUCAGCCACAUUCAAUUUGUGCGCGCGCGAAAGGCACAGCAAGUCUCGGAACAGCAUCUUCGAUACAAAGCGCCUUGUGGAGUCUAUGGUUCGUGGGCAGCGCUGGUCUUUUGCGUGCUUGUUGUGUUCACUAAGAACUUCUCGGUCUUCAUCCACACCAAGACUUCGGACUUUGACUACAAGAACUUCAUCACCGGAUAUAUUGCGAUUCCGGUUUUCCUGAUCAUGUUCUUUGGCUAUAAGGUUGUUUACCGGACCAAGGGCGUCCGUCCCGCCGAAGCCGACCUCCACACUGGGUUGGACGAGAUCGAGCUUCAUGAGAUAGAAUUCGCUAAGUUUGAGGCGGAGAGAAUGGUGAAGCAGAACAGGCUUGGAAGGUUCUAUCGCCGAUACAUUUCCUGGCUGUUCUGAGGAUUU